Molecule: messenger RNA, 558 nt
Organism: Cimex lectularius (bed bug)
Lineage: Eukaryota; Metazoa; Arthropoda; Insecta; Hemiptera; Cimicidae
Gene: mRpS14
Product: 28S ribosomal protein S14, mitochondrial
Exons: 3
Coding region: 240-527 (95 amino acids)
Biological process (GO): translation
Cellular component (GO): mitochondrial small ribosomal subunit; ribosome
Molecular function (GO): structural constituent of ribosome
Source: RefSeq, a predicted model, not a curated record
UUCUAAAAGGUUUAUCUUUAUAUCUACUUUUGUGUCGUUUUUGUCUUGAAAAACUAUUAAUAAGGUGAUACUUUGAAGAAAAUGGUUUUCGGGAAUAUUUCUAAGCACAUUUGGAACCCAAAGUUAUUAUUGUUUGAAAGCAACGAUCUUUAGUGUUCGAGCUUUACAAUAUACACUUUUUCCCCCAGCCAAACUCACCUCUUCAAACGCAGUUGCGGUACAAAUGGGCUGAUUGGAGAAUGGCAAAAGAUGUGAGGAAAAGGAAAACUCUUGCUGAGUUCGCAGUAAAUAAACUCAGAGUGAAUGCCCUCCGCAAGAACAAUGUUUUGCCAAGAGAAAUUCGAGAAAUAGCUGACAAAGAAAUAAGUGAGUUUCCAAGGGAUGCAGUUGGAAGAAGGAUUCGUGCUCGGUGUGCUAUUACUUCAAGGGGAAAUGGAAAUGUACUAAAAUGGCAUGUGAGCCGCAUUGUUUUCAGAGAUUUAGCAGAUCAUAAUCUUUUGGCUGGGGUACAAAGAGCAAUGUGGUAAUUGUUUUGUAAAUAAAGUUUAACUAUGCUUA